GGGUCAUCCAUCCGUAGGGGCACCCAAAGUAAAUAUUGGCCCAUCCCAUCCGCACAAUAUCUAAAAAUCGUCGCGCCAGGCCGCCAAACCCUCGACCGCCGACCCAGCUAAUAGCCAGUGCGUAACGCAUUCGAUACAGAAGUUCUUACAAAAACCAUAAUUUUUCGUAUCUCUGGUUCCUCCCAACACGAAAUAUCCUAUGCCUCGAUGAACAAUGGUCACGAGAGCGUCACUGAGAGUCGACGUUUCUUCCCUCCGCCUCUCGAUAGAAGGCAGCUCUCCCCUGUUCUCCUAACGCCUGUAUUUUACGAUGCAGACCGUUCCGAGUCUCAUUGGAGCCGGUACUGCGGUUGCCGCCGCGGCAACGGGUCUGGCAUUUGGCGAACUGGCAGAUGAACCGCCUCUGCACCCAAACACAAGCAAGAGAAGGUCGCUAAUAGCGGAUCGAGACUUCCUAAGCGUUUUCUCAUCUCGACCCGGGACAACGAGUUCUGCCAUCCCCGCUACUUCCAAUAACGGCUUUACGCAAUACUCGACCCAACAACCCUCCCAACCGAGUACGACUAGCCGACCGCGAAACCCUCGAGACUCUUCACAUUCCCAGGUAAUACGUACCAAAUCUUUACUUUCGAGGCACCCGUCUACUAGACAGGGCGAAUUUGCGCCUGCGACACCUCUUGUCGGGGAUUCGCGAGAUUCCUUGUCCUCGAACGGUUCUUGGAUACGGAGAUUCUCUCUACGGCCGCUCUCUCAGCACGGUAGUUGUAGGUCGAGCGUCGGUCCUGAUUCACCAUCCAUAACUUUUUCUCACGGCUCUGGGGCGCCCAUCCUAUCGCCCGUGGGACAUCCGCCUCCUCAACCACCUCGGAAUAAAUUAGUUAAGCGUGCAUCGGCCGCCAACGGUGGGAAUACUGGGCUUUUGGUGCGGCGAGGAUCAAAGACACAGAUGACACUGCGCAGACCGGCUACGAGUCACCAACGAUCUGCUACAUUGCAUCAACAGAUCAACAGCGAAACGUUGCAACCAUUACCGGAUAUAACUCUCGAACAGUCUAAUCGGCCCAGGGCACAGACACUGGCCAGUCCUGUUGAGCCUAAUUUCGGUGCUAACAACAGGCCAUCGAGGUGGAAGUCAUUUUGGCAUUCUCGAAUAUCCCGAAGUUCGUUUAAAUUGUCACCACUGAGGGGCAACGACAGCGGCGCCGUACCUGGUAUAAAGCGAGUCUGCGUGGAGCAGCAAAGUCGUCGACGAGUCUACUUGGUGGUGCCAGGCUCUCUUGCCAUGGGCUCUUCCACUUUGGAGGUUCCAACCGGUGACCUUCCUGUGUCAGAAAACCAAUCUAACACUGACAGCAGUCCACAGCCGUCCAUCCAAUCUUCAGAAUCCUCCGAAGGCACCCCCGCUAAACAACCUCGACGUUCUAUUUCGAUGCACUUCAAUUCAAAUUCUACCUGGAUGCCGAAAUCUGGGAGUAUUAAACGACGUAAGCGUGGUGAGACCGUUAGCGAAACAAGACGACACGUAUCUGCCCCGGCUACAACAGGUGCAGACGCUACAAAUACGCACGAUAUGGCCGACCGCCGAGAAUUCGACCGCGCUGAGACCGAGCUAUCAGUAGUGCUUUAUCCAGCAACCCGCAAGAGAAAUACGUCAUCUCCUCUCCCGCCCAUAACGAGACUUUCAAGCUUCCAUAUUGAUUUGAACAAGUUUGGCUCAUUGUCACCAGGCUUGCAAACUCACUUUACCGAAUCAACAACCAAUACAGCAAUAACUCCAAGAACUGUUUCCAAUACGUCACAGGCUCGGACAUUGGACCGGGCUUCUACGACCGGCAGUUCUGAAUACUAUCGUGGAUUUACGUCGGGUGAUGAUGAUGACACGGAUUUCAAGACGACGGAUACGCCGUUUGACUCGAUACGAACGGCUGCGUCCGGAUGCCAAAGAGCUGCCGAUAGCCCGUUAGAAUCAAUGUUUGAAGAAUCACCUCCAAGUACUACCGGUCAUAACAGUAAGCCGAAAAGAUUAUCGAUUCAGGAUAUUUUAGGUCCGUCAUUUGAUGGCGGGAAUAAGAUCAUGGAGGAGGAUGAGGGUAUCGCUACGCCUGUUCGAGCAGGGUAUGGUGGACCUGAAUCGCGGUUCCUUUUGACGGAUAUUGGAAAUGGAGAUGGUUUUGACUCCGUGCUAGCCUCUCCUAAUUUCAUAACGCGCGGAGAUAAUACUCGAUUUUCCCUGGAUGACGACGACGAUCUCGAUUGGGAUAAGGAGGAUGAUGACGGAAUAUAUAACCACCUAUCUCCUCCCGGUUCGAUGAAUUCGCGAAAAGGUAGUCCGAAUCCCCGACCUCCAUUGACUAACAUCAAUGGUAAUGCAAGGACUGUGGCACGCACCGAUUCCAUGAGUGAGCGACCUAGGAGUACUGUCUUUGACUGGACCGAAUCGGUGACCUAUGGGGGAUACGCUGGCAAUGGUAGUUAUCUGCGACCCAAAACUGUCCAUGGUAAACAGGAAAUUGAUAUAAGAGGCGGGCGUUCCGCGAGUCGUAAGGGUCCCGUUCCCGCUCAUGUGAGAAGUCAAAGUGUUCCUGUCGUUCCAGAGUUGUCUGAGACCGCGACCUCAACUCCUAAGUUUGGAACUUGGGGGCUAGGCCAGAAGAACGCGAGCGAGGACUGGGACGAUGACUUCGAGUUCGAGGAAGAAAGUGGCGAUGGGUUAUUGUCUGGAAAGAAUGAAGAGUCAAAAGUUUCAAUGGUUGUACCUGCGUCGAUUCAGGCUACCCAGCCUACGAUCAAGGCUCACUCUGGACAGAUCAGGGAGCUUUCGCUCUUAGUUAACGAUUUAAAGAGAUUGUGUCGACUCGGUCGUGAGAUGGAUAUGCUUGGUGGCUCUUCGGUAAAGCUCUGGCGAGAGGCCGAGGGAAUCAUCGCCUUAGCAUCGCCCGACGAAGAUCCAGCAGAGGUUGUCGAUUCUAAGCCUGACACUUCUGACACCAGUAUACCAUUCGUCGACCAGGACUUUGAUGGGGCUUCUCAUGAUUCCAAUGAACCUGCCAAGGCAACAGAGAACCAACGGAAUGCUGUUGUUCGUGACCGUGCUGCUGGCCGUCGUCGAUCAGUCUUUUCCCCAGAGGAUGAUAUCUUCGGCACUUGGGAUCAUGCUGAUGAGGCGGCUCCUGAUCGACCAAAGACCCCGGAGAAUCUAGCCGCCAACCCCGAAUUCGGAUCAACCAGUGUUGCUAGAUCUGUUAUGGAAUCUAUGCAGCCUCGGCAUUCGAGAACAAACGCGGGCCGCGGAUCGUCCGGGAAGUUGAACUUUGACACAAAUAGUCUGAAAGAGCUGGUCAAGAGAGCAAGCGAUUUGAGAGACGGAUUAUCCGACCUCGUUCGCAAAGCAGACCACCUUACGCAGAGCCCUGCGCGGACUCCGAAGCAUACGAGAUCAGAUGGAAGCCCUGCAUUCACGCGAGUUUUUGAUGAUCCAACGUCUAGUCCUACAAGGCGAAUGCCCCAUAGCCAAAGCAGCACUUCGAUUCUUAGCAGCGGUUCAGUUGGGACAUCUCCGUCCAGUGGAUUGAACCAGCGCAUGCAGAUGAUGACUGUUAGCUGAAGCUCACAACAAGCCAUCCCACACUCGACACAUCUCCGACCCUCCCCGUUCUCGCGCCCUCGUGGUCUAAUUACAAUGGGAAACUGUAUAUGUGAAGACGCAUGUAUGAUUUGCAUAGCGUAUGGUCGGUUGUCAGUUUUUCUUUAUUGCAAAAUUACAUACAAAGGGGGACCUUGCCUUUCUGCUUAAUUACGUGGAGGAUACGCCAAAAC
Molecule: messenger RNA, 3816 nt
Organism: Daldinia caldariorum
Lineage: Eukaryota; Fungi; Ascomycota; Sordariomycetes; Xylariales; Hypoxylaceae
Exons: 2
Coding region: 311-3604 (1097 amino acids)
Biological process (GO): regulation of mitotic cytokinesis
Molecular function (GO): GTPase activator activity
Source: RefSeq, a predicted model, not a curated record